Sus scrofa (pig) is the source of this 959-nucleotide messenger RNA. RefSeq names its product cytochrome c oxidase assembly factor 8 (gene COA8). Gene Ontology annotation, cellular component: mitochondrion. The record is from RefSeq and is a predicted model, not a curated record. Lineage: Eukaryota; Metazoa; Chordata; Mammalia; Artiodactyla; Suidae. Gene Ontology annotation, biological process: intrinsic apoptotic signaling pathway.
CCGUCGCGACUCCGCCGUGCGCCGCGCGGGCCGACGGACGGCGACCAUGGCGCCCUGGCGGCCCGGAAGCAAGACGGUCCUCCUUCCUCUCCGCCGCGCCUUUUCAGGCCGUGGCUGUCAGCUCGCCCCCGAGCGCAGCGCUGAGCGCAGGGAUGCAGCGCCCAGCCGCGUCUCAAGUUUCUGCCCUCCAAGAAAAUCUUGCCAUGAUUGGAUAGGACCCCCAGAUAAAUAUUCAAACCUUCGACCUGUUCACUUUUACAUCCCUGAAAAUGAGUCACCACUGGAACAAAAGCUAAGAAAAUUAAGACAAGAAACACAGGAAUGGAACCAACAGUUCUGGGCGAACCAAAAUUUGACUUUUCAUAAGGAAAAAGAAGAAUUUAUUCACUCAAGACUGAAAGCUAAAAGCCUGGGACUGACAGCGGAACCAGGUGCAAAAGCAACAUUGAAUGCAGAAGAAAUGGCUGAAUUUUACAAGGAAUUUCUGAGUAAAAAUUUUCAGAAGCACAUGUAUUAUAACAGGGACUGGUACAAGCGUAAUUUUGCCAUCACCUUCUUCAUGGCAAAAGUGGCCUUGGAGAGGAUCUGGAGCAAGCUUCCACUGAAACAAAAGAAGAGCAGCGCCUAGGAGCCCGCCGGGGCCCACACGCCCUGCGUCCGAGGGUCCGUGAGAGAAGCAGCUGCUUGCAGGCGCUCGCCUUCCGAGGGCUCUGAACCCCGCGAGGGACCUGAGUCCCACCCCUCGCUGAGGGUGCAGGGCAGAGCAGGCUGGGCGAACGCGGGCCUGCGCCCUGUGCCGUGCGGCUCCGUCCCGGCGCAGACCCGAGCCCGUGCUUGGUCGUGGAAGUGAUAGCGAGUAAAAUGCAAGCACUGUGUGCCUGUUUCCUGUGGUUUUGAAUGACGCCAAUUUGAAGAGAACAAUAUAAAAAUAUUAAUAAAAUUGCACUUGAAAAAUGUGA